Molecule: messenger RNA, 3177 nt
Organism: Exophiala oligosperma
Lineage: Eukaryota; Fungi; Ascomycota; Eurotiomycetes; Chaetothyriales; Herpotrichiellaceae
Exons: 2
Coding region: 206-2998 (930 amino acids)
Biological process (GO): dephosphorylation
Molecular function (GO): phosphatase activity
Source: RefSeq, a predicted model, not a curated record
GCCGUUUGUCCGCACGAUCACCAACAAACGUUGUCUAAGAUCUCCUCGUACUAUGUGCCCUUUGCUUUGAUACACAAGUCAGACCCUUGUUCUCGAGGAUUCGCACCACUAUUUAAGUGCCAGGCGCUCGCAUACAUGAAUCAUGUCUUAAUCUGAGCCGCAGCCUCCGAAGGUCAAGGUGCUGUCUAUUUGGAACCUCAGCACCAUGGCGAUGGAACGCACUCGGAUUGCAAAGGUUGACAAUGUGACCCUUUCAAGACGCGGCGAGCAAGUCGUUGGAACUGUACACCUCACGCCUCACCACCUCAUCUUCGUCCACACCCCGGCGGCUCCUGCUCCUCCCACCACGGAAGACACAAGUCCCCGACCUGUGAGACCAAGAGAGCUGUGGAUAACCUAUCCUAUCAUCCAACAGUGCACCUUUCGGCCCGCGCCACUGGCUUCCAGGCAACCCAGCUCUAUCCGCCUGCGAUGCCGCGAUUUCACCUUUGUAUGCUUUCUUUUCCAGGACGAAGCCAAAGAAAAGGCGCGGGAUGUAUACGACAGCAUAAGAGCUUGGACAUGCAAACUCAGUGGCAUUGAAAAGCUCUACGCCUUCAGCUAUGCUCCUACUGGGGCGGAGCGAGACGUGCGGCCGAGUGGAUGGGCAUUAUACGACCCCAUGCGCGAAUGGAGGCGGAUGGGCCUGGAAAAUCCUAGCAAAGAACGCAAAUGGAGGAUUUCGAGGAUCAACACCGACUACUCGUUCAGCCCAACAUACCCUGCCCUUCUGCCCGUGCCAGCGUCGAUAUCGGACGUGACAUUGAACUAUGCGAAGAGUUAUCGAUCACGCGCAAGAAUCCCGGUCCUCACGUACCUACAUCCGGUGAAUGACUGCUCUAUUACGAGGUGUUCGCAGCCACUAGUUGGUGUGAGAGGGAAUAGAAGUAUUCAGGAUGAGAAAUUGCUCGCUGCUAUAUUCAAUACGACGAGAGCAGAACGGCCCCUGAGCGAGUAUAACUCACCGCCACCCGAACGCGAGGACUCAGCCGGGUCAAACAUGUCGAAUGCGAGCCUUUCGAACUCCAAUACAAACGUCGACGAUCUUCAGCAGCCUGAUGCUGAAGCGUUAGAAGACGCGGUGAUAUCAAAGUUGCGCGGGGACGACGACAUGGCUUCAGAUGCCGAUGACAAGAGGCCUCUGGUGUAUGGGGCGCAGCAAAGGAACAUGAUAGUCGAUGCCCGACCGAGUAUCAAUGCGAUGGUAAACCAUGCUACAGGCAUGGGAUCAGAAGAUAUGAACAACUACAAAUUUGCCACGAAAGUGUACCUGGGCAUCGACAACAUCCACGUCAUGCGGGACAGCCUGAACAAAGUUGUGGAUGCUCUGAAGGAUUCGGACCUGACUCCCCUGGGUCCAAACCGUGAACUCCUGCAAAAGAGCGAUUGGUUGAAACAUAUUUCCAACGUUCUGGAUGGAGUUGGUCUCAUCGCUCGCCAGGUCGGAUUGCAGCAUAGUCAUGUGCUCAUCCAUUGCAGCGAUGGGUGGGAUCGUACAAGCCAGCUCUCGUCUUUGAGCCAAUUGUGUCUAGAUCCGUACUAUCGCACCAUGGAAGGUUUCAUCGUGCUGGUCGAGAAAGACUGGUUGAGUUUCGGACACAUGUUCAAGCAUCGGUCGGGCUUUCUCAGUUCGGACAAGUGGUUUCACAUUGAGAACGAGAGGAUCAGCCGUGGAAACGAGGACGUUGAUGGCAAGGAGCAGUCAGGCGCGAUGUCGGGUGCACAAAAGGCCUUUGAAAAUGCCUUCCUCAGCGCGAGGGGCUUUUUCUCGACUUCGAGGAACAAUGACUCGCGCGAAAGUCUCAACAUUGAUUCCGACAUUGACGCGGCUGGUAACGACAGCGAGAGUCAGGCCAAUCGACGGAUUGUAUCUCGUAGUGGUGGCAAGGACAAGGAGAAGCCCACUACCAAGGUGAAAGAGACGAGUCCGAUAUUCCACCAGUUCCUCGACGCCACAUAUCAGUUGUUACAUCAGUACCCGACACGCUUCGAAUUCACAGAACGAUUCUUACGGAGAUUACUAUAUCAUCUAUAUUCAUGCCAGUAUGGGACUUUUCUCGGCGACAGUGAGAAGGAGAGAAAUGACGCACGACUCGCCGAGCGUACGAGAAGUGUUUGGGAUUACUUUCUGGCAAGGAAAAAGGAGUUUAUCAAUCCCAAGUACGACCCUGUGGUGGAUGAUAAUGUACGCGGAAAGGAGAGGUUGAUGUUCCCCAGGCCAGGAGAAGCGAGGUGGUGGAAUGAACUUUUUGGGCGUACGGAUGAAGAGAUGAACAGUAAAGCCACGGCCAAGGUUGGCGACGGUGAGACCGGCGAGAUGUGGACCUCGGUCGGUGGUUCCCAAAGUCAGAGUCAAUCGGGUUCAGCGUCGGUGCCGAUAAGCCGGACUAGGACCCCAGUCUUGGUCGGUGUCGAGACCGCUGAAGCCACCGCGGAGUUGACGACACAGAAGGGUCAGGAACCGAUCAGUCGAACGAGAACUCCUGUUUCUGGAAGGGCUUCCCCAUCGCCGCAUGCGAAUCAAGGUACACAAAUACAAAUAAUCAGGACGAGGGCUCCUGUGUCGACGACGGCCACGACGACGGGGCCGGUGCGAGAUGAAGAAGGUAUUGAUGAUUUGCAGAAAGAGGGACGUGGUCUCGAGGCUGGAAAGGACACGGGUGCUGCGAUUGCCGAUGCUGGCAAUGGUGUUCGCGCUGAGACACUGGCUGAAGAUGGCGAGGACGCCAAGCCGGAAGGAGUGCACGAUGUUGUUGUUGGUGUCGAAGAGUCCGACCAUGACCCCCGUGAUCGUGGUGGUAAUGACAACAACGACGGUUUUGAUGGUCCCAUGCAGAACCUGGCCGAAGACCUGGACCCCUUGGGCAUCGGUGACGUCAAGGACAUGGCUCAACAAUCCAAACGUGCACACGCUGCCAUGGAGAGGAGAAGAGAACAAUUGGAAUUGUUGAUGAAGUGAUGGGAAGGGAAAAAUGGUGUCGUCUGGGGUCAUGUGAAGAUUUGAGCGAGGGACAAAAAAGGGUGUCGGUUGUUUAUUAGCAAGGACAUGACCAGAAGUCAGUUGUUUCAAGUAAUACAGAGUAUACGAUGGGUGGUGUAUAUAUAUAUAUAUAUAUACUCUGUGGCAUACUCUGUGGC